Penicillium riverlandense is the source of this 3975-nucleotide messenger RNA. Its product is annotated as leucine--tRNA ligase NAM2. Gene Ontology annotation, cellular component: mitochondrion. The transcript has 4 exons. NCBI's taxonomy places the organism in Eukaryota, Fungi, Ascomycota, Eurotiomycetes, Eurotiales, Aspergillaceae. Gene Ontology annotation, biological process: leucyl-tRNA aminoacylation; mitochondrial translation. The record is from RefSeq and is a predicted model, not a curated record. Gene Ontology annotation, molecular function: aminoacyl-tRNA deacylase activity; leucine-tRNA ligase activity; ATP binding. The coding region runs from base 1 to 3975 and encodes 1324 amino acids.
AUGAGACUCCGCCUAACCCCCCUCGCACAAUCUACGCGCGCCUGGAGCAGCGCGCGCGACAUCCUCCCCCGGCACCGCUUCCUCUCCACAACGCCAUGCUACUCCAGCCGUCUGCGCGCGCGUCUAGACAUCCCUCCACCCUUCCCCGUGACCAAGACCUGUCCCGAACCUACCUGCGACUGUCCCGCCACACCCUCCAUGCCCGAGGGGCUCCCGGUCGACCAUGACCACCCUUUGAACGGCACGAUGGCUGCCUAUGCGCAGCAGCUGUUGGUUUGUACGGGACAGCGAGACUGGUCGAGCCGCAUUGAGAACGACGGUCGGCAUACCAGCUGGGGCGAUCUGGUGCGCGGAUUGAAGCGGCUGCUCGGUCGCGGGGGUCCGUAUCUCGACCCCUUCAAUAAUGUCCUGGUUUCCACCUCCUGUAUUGCGCCCGCCGCUGCGACUUCUUCUACCUCUACGGCGUCUGCCUUCCUCUUCCCCGCGUUCAAAUACAUCCCCUCGAUCCCCGUGCAUACCACACCCGAUCAAUCUCCAGACCUGACGACCUUUGUGCGCGCCUUCCUUCUCCCCUCCCACCUCCACGACAUGCACUCCUCUCUCCCCUCGACCAAGCGCGCCGAAAUGACCCGCUCCCCCGAGUUGGCCUCCCAGUUUCCGGGCAUCGUGGACAUCAGUUACUCGCCCACCAUCCUCGUCUGCGGCCACGGAGGCCGCGACAUGCGCUGCGGCGUGAUGGGGCCUGUUCUAGAGAUGGAGUUCCAGCGCGUGCUGCAAGCGCGAGGGUUUACAUCGGCUGAUAAUACUGGGACAAUUGUGGACGAUCCGCACCAUGCGCAUCUGGGACUGAUUAGCCAUGUGGGCGGGCACAAGUAUGCGGGCAAUGUCAUUGUCUAUAUUCCGCCGAAGAUGAGGAUGGGCGAGGAGCUGCACCCGCUGGCCGGGAAGGGGAUCUGGUAUGGCCGGGUUGAGCCUAAGCAUGUUCAGGGCGUGGUGGAUGAGACGGUGCUCGGGGGUAGGGUGAUCGCGGACCACUUCCGGGGUGGGAUUGGAAUGAAUGGGGAUAUUCUGCGCCUUUCACGCAUCCGAUUGUCCUCCCUGGUCCCCAGCCGGCGGUGUGCGAUACACCCGGUGUCCCUCCGGCGGGCCUUCCCUAACGUCCCUCACACCGCGAUCCGCCUCGCGACGACCUACCCAAAACUCGACUUGCCGGCGCUGGACAAGAAAUGGCAAACCAGAUGGGAAGAGGAGAAGCAGCAGAAAUGGGCAGCGCAGGAGAACAACCCGUCGUCCCCCAAACCGCAGUCCUACAUCCUCUCCAUGUUCCCUUAUCCCUCCGGCACGCUGCACAUGGGCCACCUCCGCGUCUACACCAUCUCGGAUGUCAUAUCCCGGUUCUACAAGAUGCGAGGACACGAGGUCCUCCACCCCAUGGGCUGGGAUGCCUUUGGACUGCCAGCGGAAAACGCGGCCAUCGAGCGAGGCGUUGAUCCGGCAGACUGGACGGAGCAGAAUAUUGCGAAGAUGAAGGCGCAGCUGCGGAGUAUUUCUGCUUCGUUUGAUUGGGACCGGGAAUUGGCAACCUGCGCACCGGAAUUCUACGAACACACCCAACGGAUCUUCCUCAUGCUGUACGAAAAGGGACUGGCGUACCAGGCGGAGGCAUUGGUCAACUAUGAUCCCGUGGACAAGACGGUGUUGGCGAAUGAGCAGGUGGAUGCGAAUGGGUUCUCGUGGCGGUCUGGUGCGAAGGUCGAGAAGUUGAACUUGAAGCAGUGGUUCUUUCGCAUUACCGACUUCAAGGAGAUGCUCUUGAGGGACCUUGAUUCCUUGACUGGUGGAUGGCCAGAACAUGUGUUGUCGAUGCAGCGGAAUUGGCUGGGCAAGUCGGAUGGUGCCAAAGUUUGGUUCCCUGUUCUUGCAGGGGACGAGGAAGUCGAUGUGGGUGUGUUCACCACGCGGCCGGACACUUUGUAUGGAGUUGAAUAUCUGGCUCUGUCGUUGACUCACCCCAUUGUUUUGAAGGCUGCCGAGAAGGAUGGUGAGCUGCGCAAAUUUCUGGAAGAGGCGUCAUCGCUCCCACCGGACUCGAAGGCUGGCUACCGCUUGAUCGAUAUUGAGGCCUCGCAUCCAUUGCAAAAGAUCGACACCGACAGCCCUCAUUUGGCGCGCCGGCUUCCCGUCUUCGUGGCCCCCUACGUUCUCGGCGACUACGGAGAAGGCGCUGUGAUGGGUGUCCCGGGUCACGACACGCGAGACAUGAUGUUCUUCAAAGAGAAUAUGAACCCAGAGUCGAUCUCUGUUGUCAUCGAGUCGGAGCCAUCGGAAUCGAAAGACACGACUGUGCCCGCCCAAGAUGCGAAAGCCUUUACUCAUGAGGGAUUCCUGACGUCUCGCUGUGGGAAAUAUCACGGCAUGCACUCGAAAGAAGCCGCGGAGCAGAUCGUUGCUGAUCUCAAGCAAGUCGGACAAGCUGAUUUCGUUGAAAGCUGGCGGCUACGGGACUGGUUGAUCAGUCGUCAGCGAUACUGGGGUACCCCUAUUCCCAUCAUUCACUGUGGUGACUGUGGUGCCGUGCCGGUGCCAGCGGAAGACCUUCCAGUGAAGCUCCCGAAAAUUCAAGGAGAUUGGCUAAAGGGCAAGAAAGGCAACCCGCUUGAGUCAUCCGAAGAGUGGCUUCAUACUAACUGUCCAAGCUGCGGAGGGCCCGCGCGGCGUGAUACAGAUACCAUGGAUACCUUUGUGGACUCAUCUUGGUAUUACCUGCGCUUCUUGGAUGCUGCCAACAAGGAGGCCCCCUUCUCACCCUCUGUGGCGGGCCCGGUGGAUGUCUAUAUUGGAGGCGUUGAACAUGCCAUCCUGCACCUGCUCUACGCCCGAUUCAUUUACAAGUUUCUUUCCCAGUCUGAGCUUUUCCCGACAUCCAGCGAAACAGUAGCAGAGCCGUUCAAGAUGCUGCUCUCCCAAGGAAUGGUUCACGGCAAAACCUUCUCAGAGCCCUCGACCGGCCGAUUCCUGCUUCCGUCUGAAGUGGACCUUACCAACCCGGACAAGCCUUUGAUCAGCGGCACUCAAGUGGCACCCAACAUCUCAUUUGAGAAGAUGUCAAAGAGCAAGCACAACGGAGUGGAUCCCACCGCGUGCGCGUUGAAAUACGGCGCCGAUGCAACUCGCGCGCAGAUCCUGUUUUCGGCUCCGGUCAGUGAAGUCCUCGAGUGGGAUGAGACGAAGAUUGUUGGUGUCGAGCGCUGGUUCGGUCGACUUUCGAAACUGGUGUACGAUGCGGGUGACAUGGUGAGGAAAUCGGGGUUAUCUCUAGAACACAUCGGGUCCACUGCGCAUGCAGACCUUCUCCCACCGUCCCUACAGGAUCUGAACGACGCAGAUGCCGACGCCAUCUUGGCCACUCACAACACCAUCUCAUCCGUGACAGCCUGUAUCGAAAAGAAUCCUUACGGGCUCAACACGGUCAUUUCGGACUUGACCAAGCUAACAAACGCUCUCAUCUCCUCGCCUCCUUCUUCGCCCGCUAUCUUCUACCUAUCCGUCUCAUCCCUCCUACACCUCCUAGCCCCAAUCGCACCCGCUCUCACCUCCGAAUGCUGGGAAGUCCUGAACCUGAAGGAGACUGAGACUAACCCAGUGCCAUCAAUCCACUCAUCCACCUGGCCCACUCCCCUCCUCACCUCUGAACAAGUGGACAGUCUCUCCUCUCGCGGCGGCCAGACCGUCGCCGUCCAGAUAAACGGCAAGCUGCGUUGCGCGGUGACCAUUCCACGAAUGCAAUCCCCAACACCUUCUCCCAAGACAAAGGGCAAAACCGCCCCGCCCUCGCAGGAGCAACAGGACUGGAUUGUGAAGCAGGUCCUCGAAACCGAGGAUGGACAGUUAUGGCUUCGCGAGAAGAAUGAUUGGGAGAAGCGCCGACGGGUGAUUGUUGUCCAGGGGGGCAAGUUGGUUAACGUGGUGUUCUAA